AUGAAGGUUACUUCCGUUGUCGCCGCUGCCGCUUUCGGCGCGACGACUGUCUCUGCCGGCCUCUCCGCCGAGGCCGCCAGCAAGCAUGAGGAAGUCAUGGCUCUGAAGAUCAAGCAGUGGGAUGCCGCUCGCGCCUCCGGUCUCUUCGGUGGUUCCAAGCUCUACAAGGCCCUCUUCAGCACCGUUCCUUGCAGAAACGGCAAGGCCGGCGAGUACUCCUGCAACAACGUCAACCUCCAGGCUUUCCUCUCCCAUGAGGAUCUCGGCUCCGCCUCCAAGGCCGGCAACGAUGUCUGGGGCUGGACCGACAAGAAGUCCAAGCGCGAGUUCGGUAUCGUUGGUCAGACCGACGGUGUCGCCUUCGUUGAGAUCACCGGCCUCGGUCGUCUCGAGUACAUCGGCCGCCUCGACACCCAGACCGAGAUCGUCUCGUGGAGAGAUAUCAAGGUCAUUGGCGACUAUGCCUACAUUGGCGCCGAGGCCAACAACCACGGUAUCCAGAUCUUCGACCUCCGCAAGCUCCUCGACGUCAAGCCCUGGUGGAAUCCCUUCUUCUUUAAGCCCAAGGUCUUCAGCAAGGAGACCGACAUCACCCUCUUCGAUGGCGUCGGUGCCACCCACAACAUCGUUGCCCACGAGGAGACCAACAUGAUCUACGCCGUCGGUGGCCGCUCCGGCGCCAACGCCCGCAACACCCCCUGCGCCGGUGGCAUGUUCAUGGUUGACGUUUCCAACCCCCUCAAGCCAGUGUCCCCUGGCUGCAUUCCCCAGGACGGUUACGUUCAUGAUGCCCAGUGCGUCAUCUACAAGGGCCCCAGCGCCGCCUACAAGGGUCGUGAGAUCUGCUUCAACUUCAACGAGGACACCCUCACCGUCAUGGACGUCACCAACAAGUCGGCCCCCGCCGUCGUCUCCCGCACUCCCUAUGAGGGCAAUGCCUACUCUCACCAGGGCUGGCUCAUUGAUGAGAACCAGUCCUUCCUCCUCCUCGACGACGAGCUCGAUGAGCAGAACAAGGUCGGGCCUGCUGCCAACGGCCGCACCACCACCUACAUCUUCAACGUUGCCAACCUCGAGGCCCCCGUCAACACUGGUUACUACCAGUCCCCUGCCAAGUCCAUCGACCACAACCAAUACGUCAUCGAUGGUCUCACCUACCAGGCCAACUACGGCUCCGGCCUCCGCGUCGUCGAUGUCUCCUCCGUCAAGGUCGACCCCACCGGCGCCAAGUUCAAGGAGACGGGCUUCUUCGACUGCCACCCGGAGGACGAUGAUGUCAACGGUGUCACCGAGUUCCUCGGCACCUGGUCCGUCUACCCCUACUUCAAGUCCGGCUACAUCCUCCUCAACUCCAUUGAGCGCGGUAUCUUCUCGCUCAAGUACACCGGCAAGAAGGCCGCGUACAAGCUCUAA
This is a messenger RNA of Podospora anserina S mat+, 1413 nucleotides long. RefSeq lists its product as uncharacterized. NCBI's taxonomy places the organism in Eukaryota, Fungi, Ascomycota, Sordariomycetes, Sordariales, Podosporaceae. Gene Ontology annotation, cellular component: extracellular region. The transcript has 2 exons. Bases 1 to 1413 code for a protein of 470 amino acids. The record is from RefSeq and is a predicted model, not a curated record.